Pollicipes pollicipes is the source of this 2089-nucleotide messenger RNA. Its product is annotated as melanization protease 1. The transcript has a single exon. Gene Ontology annotation, molecular function: serine-type endopeptidase activity. The record is from RefSeq and is a predicted model, not a curated record. Gene Ontology annotation, biological process: proteolysis. Lineage: Eukaryota; Metazoa; Arthropoda; Thecostraca; Pollicipedomorpha; Pollicipedidae. Bases 102 to 1250 code for a protein of 382 amino acids.
UCACUGCGGACGCGAGGGCGCGGGCGGAGAUCGGCUGCACGAUUACGAGGGUCGAUCGCGCCAGUCCAGCUGCCAUCAGUCUGUGUCCCGCCGCGUCCACGAUGCGUCUGCUGUCGCUAUUGGUGGCCGCCUGUGCCCUGGUGUCCGGCUCGGCGGCUGCUCGCACCCGGCGCCAGAGCGGACCGUCCGCCUGCCAGGACUUCGCCAAAAGGAACGGCACCUGCGGCAUCAUCCAGGACUGUCCGCCUCUGUACCGGCUCGUCGCGAAUGGGCGCCGACCGACGGGCGAGGAGAUAUCCAACCUGCGCAGGAGUCAAUGCGGGGAGCGGGGCAGGCGUCUACUGGUCUGCUGCGCCACCGAGUCCGGUGACGGACCAUUCACCGGUCCCCCGGAGCAACAUCCAAACAGAGCGGUGCUGGAGAGCGGCAAAGCCUGUGGCCUAAACUUCGCUGGGCGCAUCAUCGGCGGCACGGAGGUGCCUCUCGGCAAGUUUCCGUGGGUGGCGCUGCUUGGGUACACUGAGGCUCCGUCGGAAGAGGUGCGGUACGAGUGCGGAGGCACCCUCAUCGGUAGACAGUAUGUGUUAACUGCGGCCCACUGCGUGUCCGGCCUGCCAUUCGGGUUUCAGUUGAAGACGGUGCGUCUUGGUGAGCAUGACCUUUCCCAGCCCAUUGAUUGCCAAAACUCGGCAACCGGAGAAAGGGUAUGCAACGUCCCGCCGCAAGACUUCACAGUCGUCAAGGCCAUUGUUCACGAGGACUACGACGUACCGGCCCGUUUUAUGAACGACAUCGCGCUGUUGAAGCUAGACCGCCCCGUCAUCGAGGGCAACUUUGUCUCCAAGGUCUGCCUGCCGUUCGGCGACGUCGGACGACAAAACUUCACCGGCGUUAACAUGACUGUGGCCGGCUUCGGCCGCACGGGACCCACUGAGGCUUCUCCGAGCAGUGAGGUGCUGCUGGAGGUGAAGCUGCCCGGGGUGAACCAGGAGGAGUGCGGCGACACCAUCCGCGCGCUGCGCGGCACACUGGGGCCGCAGCAGAUCUGCGCCGGCGGCGAGACGGGCCGCGACUCGUGUCCGGGCGACUCGGGCGGCCCCCUGGUCUGGUCGGCCGUCAGCGGGCCGCCCUACAGUCUGAUCGGCGUCGUCUCAUUCGGAUCCACCCGCUGCGGCUCUGCGACCGUGCCCAGUGUCAACACUCGGGUCUCCGAGUACCUCAACUGGAUCCUGGACCGGGUGGACGGCUGAUCGGACGGGCUCCCGCGACGAGUGCGGUCCGGUACCUGAGCUUGGGGGAAUCCGAUUAGCGGAGGGCUGCAUAGAUAACAUGCAGCUGACGGGUGUUGUGAUUGUUGUUCUAAUACCAGACGCGGAGUCGGUGCGCUAGCUUUACAUUGACUGAAUCCAUCUAGAAGCGUGACCUUUUUGGUAUCUGUGAUGCAGGGAUUAUGUGGUGUAAACGUGCACGUCUAUGUGGAUAUGCCCGACCUUGUUACUGCCUCGUUCGUCCUCCUGUGAGGUCUUCACAAGUCGUGAAUACAGUCGGAUCAGUUCGCGCGUGUCCUGCACGCGCUAUAAAAAAGCUGAGUAUGUUCUUUCGGCAGCAAACAUGGUUGUUCUGGAUGUGAAGACUUUGUUUUGAUCCUGAUAUCGUGCUUUUUUAGCACCUCUGGAGAUAUAUGAUAGCUUGACGUGACACUCACUCGCUUUUUCAUUCUUGAUCUUCCCGUUGAUAAGUUGAAUGCACUGAAAUUUCAAUGCCUUCUGACGGUGCCUUAGCUGACAAACCAGUGGUGUACCCGGGAGGAAAAUUACCAUUUAUCAACACGCGGAUAAUGCCCAUGUCUAAGCUAUCAGGACGAGACACCUUCAAAAGUACAUUUCGUCGGACGAUACGUUCAAAAAGUGUACCCAUCGGCACCGUCCCGCCGGUUUCACAACCCUUUCUGCUCUCGUUUACGAGAUCUACCGCCAAUCUUGCAAGGUCGCCGAGAAAUUUCGCGCUCGUGGGUCAAGGCUCCACUCGCAGGCGAGAGCGGCAGCACAUCUCCGCGCACAGGCGCCAUGUCCAAUCGCCCAGAUCUGUC